CAACUGCCACUCCCUUAACUGUCGUUCAGAACCUGGCUUCUCAGCUCUGCUACCUGGCUGGCUGUUUGGAUGGCUGCUGGCUCAGCAGGAGUCUGGAGAUCUUGAGGAGCAGGACACUGUAGAUACCAACUUGGUUAUUUGAGCAUCUUUCAGUGACCUUCAACUUUCGUGACGAUUCCUUUCACAGAGGAGGAGCUCCAGACACUGUUGCAGAGGGAAAUAUUUCUUUUGUCAUCAAAAUGAAAAUAGACUUGGAGGUCAGUGAGCCAGUCAACUUUAGCUCUGGAGAUCAUCAACAUCUGGUUCAUACAGCAGCCAUUAAAGGUAACACUGGCAGACUGGAUCAGCCCUUCACAGCUUCAUCUGGAGACAGGGUACAAGAAGCCGUACAAUACUCACAUCCAAGGAAUAGAGAUGGAGCAAAUACCUAUGCAGUACAAGUUUCUGAGGAUGUUACUCCCUCAAAUGAGACUGUAAAUCAAUCCAUUCCCUUUGAAAACACGUCUAUUCGUAAUGAUUUCAUUAUGAAAGUGUUUGUCGUUCUGUCCAUUCAGCUGUUCAUCACUGCAGUGAUUAUCGGCAUCUUUGUUUUCUGCGAACCUGUAAGAAAGUGGGUCAUCGCCAAGCCCUGGUUCCUGUAUGCACUCCUGUGCUUUGGCUUUCCUCUGACACUUUUGUCGUCUUACUUCAUUGCUAAGACGGACACAGAGACAGCAACUCACACGGACACAGAGAGAGAGACCGACCGCAUCCUCACCCCCUGUGGACUUGGGUUCCCCUCAGGCCCCUCUUUGCUAUGGCAAACUCGGCAAACUUGGCUCUCUUGAAGCCAUACAGGAACCCACCCGCAAGUCAGAGCUUUGUAUGCAGUUAGCCUGGGGGAUUUCAGUCCUCUGUCAGGAAAAACAAACAUAUGUUUCUCAUUAAAGAGUGCCUUCCACUUCCAACUCACAAACCUAUGAAAAAGAAAUGUAAUGGUCUUCAUUUUUGUAAGAUGUGUUUUACUGCAAGUCCCUCCUGGAAGUAGAAGUCAUUGUGAGCCUGUGUCUCCCCCCAGUUCUACAUCGUUCUUCUUGGUACGGGGUCUUCCCCACGGCCAGAGCUGGGGCUGUGGUACAAUCCCUUAACUACCCAUAAGUCCUCACAACCUGGCUCCAACAUCAUGGCUCAUCUGUCCACGCUUCUCUAUCACCAAAGCUGUGCUAGUCAUAUAGAAUUGUGUGACUACCUUUCUAACAGCCAAUUCUUUUGUUCCCUGUUCACAGAAACCCCAGAAACAAAUAUCCCUAAACCUGAAUACACUCAGGAUCUCUGAACCCGGGCUCAAUACCCCAGAAAGCUGGGAGCUUAUCACGAGAGACUUAGCAGCUCCUAAGAGUCACCCUCCAACUCUCAGAGGGAACCCCUUAACUCCCAAAGGUUUGGUGUGUCCUCAGCUGGCUGGUAGCAAUUGCCUAGGGUGUGCUGAUGUUCCUGAGACAGCCUAGCACUGGCACUGUGUGGCUAAGGAUGGUGUCUACCUUUGAGUUUGUGUUUCCUUCAUGUAAUGCUGACCAUCCUCUCCUGCGAUGACUGACUCACUCGAGCUGGUUCCAAAUCAUACUGGAGGUAGCUUACACUGAUACCCGCAAUACGGGAAGAUGAAUACAUUGGCAGGGAAAUCAAAUGGAAGGAGAAACAAAGCAGAGGCAAACAGUCAUUAGUGUGCAAAAUUCUGAGGCUCAUGCACUGGAAUUCUGCAUCUGCUAGUGCUCAAAGCAAGUAGAUCCCCAGGGCCAGUAGUGUGAGUCUCUGCAUGGGUAUCAAGCAGUGUUUAUUGUUAUUUACCUGCUAAAAGAAAUAGACUGGGGCAUAUGGCUGUCUGACAUCUAUAGUGGUAUUUCCUCCCAAGCAUCGAGGAACCUUUCUUGGUUGUAGUGGGUCCCCGGCUGGUUGCCCAGGCAAGCUAGAGAGAUGUCACAGUUUCUGUGCUGGGCUGUGUGGUAAUUUCACAAUGCCCUUGCCCCCAGAACCAUCUUCUUAAGAUAUUUUCUUAAUCCUUUCCUGGCUCAAUUUCUUCCUAUUCUCCAGCUCCAGGAGACAGCUUGGAAGCAGAGGUGGUCGGGAGGGGGCAGAGGGAGAGAACUAUUCUCUCACUAGGUAGCCCUGCCUGAUCUAGAUUGGCUGUGUAGACCAAGGCUGCCUCAGACUCCCAGAGAUCCGCCUGCCUCUGCCUCCUGAGG
Molecule: messenger RNA, 2222 nt
Organism: Mus musculus (house mouse)
Lineage: Eukaryota; Metazoa; Chordata; Mammalia; Rodentia; Muridae
Gene: Tmbim7
Product: transmembrane BAX inhibitor motif containing 7
Exons: 6
Coding region: 240-827 (195 amino acids)
Cellular component (GO): membrane
Source: RefSeq, a predicted model, not a curated record